Molecule: messenger RNA, 2110 nt
Organism: Linepithema humile (Argentine ant)
Lineage: Eukaryota; Metazoa; Arthropoda; Insecta; Hymenoptera; Formicidae
Product: solute carrier family 53 member 1-like
Biological process (GO): cellular response to phosphate starvation; phosphate ion transport
Cellular component (GO): Golgi apparatus; plasma membrane; cytoplasm
Molecular function (GO): inositol hexakisphosphate binding
Source: RefSeq, a predicted model, not a curated record
CCUCUUCGACGACAAGCAUGAAAUUCGCGGAGCAUUUAAGUGCACAUAUCACACCAGAAUGGAGGAAGCAGUAUAUCAACUACGAGGAAAUGAAGGCUCUGCUGUACGCAGCAGUGGAGCAAGCUCCAUCGGCAGAUGCAAGUGAAGCGCAUGUACUAGAAAGCUACUUCAGCAAGUUUGAUGAAAAGUUUUUCCACUACUGUGAUAAGGAACUGGCCAAAAUAAAUACCUUCUAUUCUGAAAAGCUAGCAGAAGCCACACGCAGAUUUGCCACACUUAAUAAUGAACUCAGCGAGAUUCUAUCAGUUUCCGAAGAUGUUCAGAGUCGUAAAGUACGCUAUCGCAGUCACAUCCUCCACAAGAAGCCGAUAUCAGCGCGCAAACUGCAAGAGCUGAAAUUGGCCUUCUCCGAAUUCUAUCUCUUCCUCAUUCUGCUCCAAAACUACCAGAACCUAAAUUUCACCGGAUUCCGGAAAAUCUUGAAGAAGCAUGACAAACUUCUGAAUGUGGACAUUGGUGCCAAAUGGCGUGCAGAACACGUCGACACGGCGAUUUUUCACACGCGUAAAGAUAUUGACAGACUCAUCGCGGAGACUGAGGCUCUAGUCACUCGAGAUCUGGAGCAUGGCGACCGUCAACGUGCCAUGAAACGGCUCAGGGUGCCGCCGCUCGGAGAACAUCUCUCUCCAUGGAUUACGUUUAAAGUCGGCCUCUUCUCCGGCGCUUUUGUCGUGCUUUUCGCAGCCGUAAUGCUGUCUGCUAUGCGGUACAAGAUAAAAGAAAAUUGGACGGUACUCUGUCGAAUUUAUCGUGGACCACUUCUCAUGAUAGAAUUCCUUUUUCUCAUGGGAAUUAACGUUUACGGCUGGAGAUCUUCCGGCGUGAACCACGUGCUGAUAUUCGAGCUCGACCCACGCAAUCAUUUGUCGGAACAGCAUAUCAUUGAGAUGGCAACCAUACUCGGUCUAGUCUGGUCCGUUUCUAUUUUGGGCUUCCUGUAUAGCGACACACUGGGUGUACCGCCGUUCGUUCAGCCAGUGCUAUUCUAUGCGCUGCUCGCACUAUUCCUGUUCAAUCCCACCAAGACGCUGCGACACGAGGCCAGAUUUUGGACUCUACGUGUUCUGGGUCGCGUUUUCUGCGCGCCCUUUUUCUACGUGGGCUUCGCGGAUUUCUGGCUUGCCGAUCAACUCAAUUCCCUUCACACGGUCUUCUUGGAUUUUCAAUAUUUCGUCUGCUUCUAUAUUCAGAAUUCCUCUUGGACCGACAUCACGGACACGGAAACCUGUAUAGUGCGUGAACUGUCGAUGAGACCGAUCGUAGUGUGUUUGCCAGCUUGGUUUCGAUUUGCGCAAUGCCUGAGACGCUACCGGGACACCAAAGAAGCUUUUCCACAUUUGUUGAACGCGGUCAAAUACGCGACGAGUUUCUUCGUGGUGAUUUUCUCCUACUUACAUUUAAGAAACAAAAAAUAUUACGCAUUGUCCACUGAGAAUCCCUACUUCUACUUGUGGCUGACAGCCAGUGUGGUGAGUUCUUGCUUCACGUAUACGUGGGAUGUGAAGUUGGAUUGGGGCCUCUUCGACAACAGCGCAGGAGAAAAUAAGUUUCUUAGGGAAGAGAUAGUUUAUUCGUCCCCUUAUUAUUAUUACUUCGCCAUGGUGGAGGAUUUUAUUUUACGAUUUGGCUGGGCAUUUUCUUUGUCCCUGACGGAGAUGGGGUACGUUCACGCGGACCUUAUGGUUUCCAUAGUCGCCCCGCUGGAAGUCUUCAGAAGGUUCACGUGGAAUUACUUUCGGCUGGAGAACGAGCAUCUAUACAAUGUAGGCAAGUUCCGGGCAGUGCGAGAUAUCUCCAUAGGGCCCGUCAGGCGCGACGAGGACGAUGAGGACGAUCUCAGGAAUGUGAUUCGUCUGAUGGACGGCGUUUCGUGUGGAACUUCUUCCGCUUGGAGAACGAGCAUCUGAACAAUUGCGGAAAGUUUCGGGCGGUACGGGAUAUCUCAGUCGCCCCGGUCGACUGCUCGGAUCAGACGCAGAUACUGCGAAUGAUGGACACUUCUGACGGCGUGAUAAAUCGCAGGAAGAAGCAGAAGGUCGACGAGAAGCGC